Molecule: messenger RNA, 550 nt
Organism: Acanthoscelides obtectus
Lineage: Eukaryota; Metazoa; Arthropoda; Insecta; Coleoptera; Chrysomelidae
Source: the annotation of a GenBank genome assembly
CCAGUAGCACAAAGCACAAUGCACGCUCAAUACUUCUUGGUUUGCUUUCUUCUCGUUGGCGCCUAUGGAAAACCGUGGCAGCAAGACGAAGGUAACAACAACCCACUCUUCGACGGUAACAGUGAUGCAGCACCUGAAGGAGAACAGUCAGCCUUAGCGCCAAGUGGUCCAGUUGCUGAAGAAGAAUUCGGUCCAGCGGAGGACGAUUCGGAUGGUGGCUUACCGGGGCUACCAGGAGGUGCUCAAGCUGAUGCUGGUGCAGGUGGCGCAUCAUACAACGUCUUCUUCCCUAUCCAGAUUAGGUCCAGCGGUUCUCGUCGGCGAGGCGCAGACGAUGAUGGUGCCGAUUCAGGAUCUUACAACGCGAUUGCCAACUCUUUUGCUACUGGUCGUAAAGGAAUUGCUACUAGCCAUGCAACUGCUUUAGGAGGUGCUUCAGAUCCAGCCAGGUUCCACAAUUUACAACAAAAGCCUGACCAGCAAGCAGAAGCUAGGAAGUAGAGGAUUUUAUUCUAAUUACGUCGAUAGUAGUCAUCGUAGAAUGAUAUGA